Sporisorium graminicola is the source of this 999-nucleotide messenger RNA. RefSeq lists its product as uncharacterized. Bases 1 to 999 code for a protein of 332 amino acids. Lineage: Eukaryota; Fungi; Basidiomycota; Ustilaginomycetes; Ustilaginales; Ustilaginaceae. Gene Ontology annotation, biological process: Golgi organization. Gene Ontology annotation, cellular component: membrane; endoplasmic reticulum-Golgi intermediate compartment; endoplasmic reticulum. The record is from RefSeq and is a predicted model, not a curated record. The transcript is spliced from 2 exons.
AUGGCGGCUCGUCUCACUUUCGGUCCUCAAGACGCUUCUUCUUCCUUUUCUUCUUCGGCGCCAUCGUCGUCGAACUCUUUUGCACGCUUCAACGCAAACGCUUCCAGUUCAUACCCCAGCAUGGCUUCGUACGGCUCUUCCCCUUACGCUUCGACGAGCUCGAGCUCGCCAUCCGAGUCGCCGCUCGACAAGGUGCGCGAGUACACGUCCAAGGUCGAGGAUCUGAUUGACCAGUACACGCAACCCAUCAAGCCGCAUCUUCCCGCGCUCGGUCGAUUCCUCAUCGUCGUCACUUUCCUCGAGGAUGCGCUUCGAAUCGUAACGCAGUGGUCGGAUCAAAAGUACUACUUGCAACGUCAUCGUGGUUUCCCUUGGGGCAUCAGCCACCUUUUCCUCCUUGCCAACGUGCUUGUCAUGUGUGCUGCCUCUGCAACCGUCAUCAUGCGCAAAUACCCCGAGAUCUCGGUGGGCGCUCUGUUCGGUGUCGUGGUGGCGCAAGGCUUCGGAUACGGACUCAUCUUUGAUCUCAACUUUUUCCUGCGCAACCUGUCGGUGGUCGGUGGCCUGCUCAUGGUGCUCUCGGACAGCCUGUCGACCAAGAAGAACAUCUUUGCUGGCUUGCCGAGCCUGAGCGAGACGGACCGCAAGAUCUACUUCCAGCUGGCAGGCCGUGUGCUGCUCAUCUUCCUGUUUAUCGGUUUCAUCAUUCAGGGCGAGUGGUCGUUGGCACGCGUGCUCGUGUCGGUGCUGGGCCUGGGCGCUUGCGUCAUGGUGGUGGUCGGCUUCAAGGCUCGAUGGAGCGCCAGCUUCCUGGUGCUCAUCCUCAGCGUGUUUAACCUGUUUGUCAACAACUUUUGGACGGUGCACUCGGCGCACCCUUCGCGCGACUUUUUGCGCUACGACUUUUUCCAGACGCUCUCGAUCGUCGGCGGUCUGCUGCUGCUUGUCAACAUGGGACCUGGUGGUCUUUCCGUUGACGAGCGCAAGAAGGUCACCUAA